GGCUCAGAGGACACAGUGAAAACGCUCAUCCAGGCUGUCUGGAUCUUCUGGGUUUUCAAACAAAAGGGAUUUACCCUCAAACCACUCCACAGUGUCUCUUUCCUUUUUUCCCUCCUCAGGAAGAAUGGUACGAAACUUAAAAAGUUGAUGAAAACAAGCCAGCAGGAGAGCAGGAAGCUGCUCAAGGAGGUGAAUGGAGGCUGGAGAUCUGGAAGGAGGGGAGGAGGUGACCUCUGUGUGGGCCACCCUAGAGAUGGAUCCCCAGGGAGCCCAGGAGAGGCAGCAGCAGCAGGGUGUCAUCCCCUUCCUGGGCACGUUCCUCUAUCACCUGAAGCUGCUGGACAUUGGGAUGGAGGAUGAUCUGGAAGGAAAACAGUCCAACUUCCAGAAAUGGUGUGAGAAAUUCAAAGUCAUCAGGAGGAUCCAGCUGCUCCAGCAGGCUGCAAAUGCGUAUGACCUGGAGCCCGAAGAGCGAUUUGGGGCCUGGUUCCAGGCCCUGGAGCCCAUCAGUGUCCAUGAGAGCCGCCACGCAUUUGGCGAUGAGCCGUCACACUCUGGAGACCACAAGUGGAGCUCCUCCUGACCAGCAGGGAC
Molecule: messenger RNA, 594 nt
Organism: Diceros bicornis minor
Lineage: Eukaryota; Metazoa; Chordata; Mammalia; Perissodactyla; Rhinocerotidae
Product: ral guanine nucleotide dissociation stimulator-like
Exons: 6
Coding region: 194-583 (129 amino acids)
Biological process (GO): small GTPase-mediated signal transduction
Molecular function (GO): guanyl-nucleotide exchange factor activity
Source: RefSeq, a predicted model, not a curated record